Limulus polyphemus (Atlantic horseshoe crab) is the source of this 6916-nucleotide messenger RNA. RefSeq names its product ELL-associated factor 1-like. Gene Ontology annotation, biological process: positive regulation of DNA-templated transcription; regulation of transcription elongation by RNA polymerase II. Gene Ontology annotation, cellular component: super elongation complex. Bases 335 to 1252 code for a protein of 305 amino acids. The record is from RefSeq and is a predicted model, not a curated record. Lineage: Eukaryota; Metazoa; Arthropoda; Merostomata; Xiphosura; Limulidae. The transcript has 7 exons. Gene Ontology annotation, molecular function: transcription elongation factor activity.
GCUUUGCGUUUUGUGUGUGGCAUGAAAUUUGUACUGUUAAAAUAGGUUAUUGUUUCUUGGGUCUUGUACCCAUGAAAACGGUAUCCUAAAAUUUAGUUUUAUAUAAUAUCGUAAAUUUGGUUGUAAUUUUUUCCAGUUUACAAAUAUUCCACUUUUUCAGAAGACCAUUGCUAUUAUUAGUAUAAAUUAAAAAGAAAAAGUAUAUAUUAGUGAAAUUUAAACAGUUAGGCUAAACUUUCCUUUGCAAACUGCUGUUUGGUAUAUGUUUGAUAACCUGCUUUGUAAAGUUUAUUUUAUACAGGCCUAAUUUGGCAAGCUAGUAGUGGAUUCUGUCAUGUCUAGCAUAACAGAUAGGUUAGGUCUGGAUAACGAAGUUCGAGAAUUGCGACUUGGGAAAAGCUUUACAAAUAGUGGAAACACUGCUUUUCACUCAGUAAGAUAUGAUUUUAAACCAGCAUCUGUAGACCCCACUAAGGGUGCCACAGUAGAUGUUGGUGAAGGCCACCAGGUUACAGUUUCAGUUCCUCAUAUUGAAGGAUCAGGUACUUCCAAAACAGUGUUCAAAGGAUCUAAGAAACCUUAUACAAAGGAGUGUGUUCUAAUUAUUAACCAUUCCACUGGUGAAGUUACCUUGGAAAAGCUUAGUUGUAACAUACAGCUGAAGAAAACUAGGGCUGAAGGAAGCAGUCGAAUACAGCCAAGGCCUAUCACACCUAUUGAUAACAAGAAACAAUCUUCUUCACCUUCUCAAAAGCACUCUCCAACCCAGAAAACUCCACAUUCCCCUUCUCAGAAGUUAAAUUGGUCAGCAUCCAGUCACUAUUCUCCCAAUCAGAGAACUUCCCCAUACCAAAGGAGUCCAACAAGCCAACCCAGUCCUUCCAUGCCUUCUCUACUUGCACCUUCCAGUGGAGCAGUGAAAAACAAUGCAGCCUCCAAAGCUGCUAGCAUGCCCCUUUUUACACACGAAGACCAUGCUAUAUCAAAUGAAGAUGCUCCAGAUACAGGUAUUUUAUCAGACUCUAGUGACUCAAGUAGUGGUAGUUCUAGUUCAGCUUCAAGUGACAGUGAAAGUGAAGCAGAAGUAGACAUGCAAUCUGAAUCCCAACCACCACCUAAGAGUCAAGGUGGUAAAACUAAUGGUCAAGUAGUUCAACAGUAUUCCAGUCCCAGCCUUCCUAGCAUGCCCAAAUUUAGUCAGCUUAGUGAAGACCUGCAGCUUAGUGAAUCUGGGAGUGACAGUGAUGACUAAUUACAUGAACGAAAUAAGAAACUGCUUUGUUCAAACAACUAGAUGCAAGACAUAUCCCUUAUGUAGCAUCUGAAAUUUUACCAUUUUCUGUGUGAUUGGUUACAUCAUGUUUAGUAUGUUUUAUUGAAAAGCUUUGACAUCAGUGAAAUGUCCCUGCAGUAUGAAUUGCAUGUGAUGUUUUUAUUGCCAAUUUCCAAAUAACAUGUUAUUAUUCCUUAAACACAAAUUUCAAAUAUUCACCAGUGUGAUGGUCUCAAUAUUUUUAUACAAAGUUUGCAAAUCCAAACUUAAAAGAAGAGUAUAUUGGAAAAAUACAUAAUGAAUAUAGGCCUUAAUUUAAGCUAAACAACAAAUUUGACAUUAUUUUCAGACAAAGUGAAAUUUAUGCAUAAAAGUGUUUAAAUAAUAGUAAAAUAGUAUAUGUAACUAAAUAGUAGUAAUGUACGAUUCUUGUGUCCUAAGUGUCUAGAAGUUAAUUUGGAUAGUUUUAACAACAAAAUUGUUGUGUCAGAAAAUGUUGCUUUAGGCACGCUUCAUUUUUCAGCCUUCUGUAGUUUCAUACAUUAACAAAUGUACCUCUUUUCUAAUUUAUCAUAAAAUAACACCUUUGAAUGUUUUUUUCUUCAAAAUAUAUUGGUGUAUUAAAAUGAAAUUUUAGUUUGUAAUUAGUUAAUAUAUGUUAUAAAUAACAUGUUUACAAUACUAACUUUUGAAUAGUAGGUUGUUCACUUUCAUAAGUAUCAUUAUUUCAGUGUUGUUUGGAGAAGUUCGCAAACAAGUUAUUAUAAAAUUUUAUCAUUACAGACCAAUAACCUAAUAUAGCACUAUCACAGUAACAUAUAUAAUAUAUAUAUAUUCACACACCUGCAGUGUGUAACUUGCCAACGCUUUUAUUCAUAAUGAAUGAUUAGUACUAAUAAAUUACAUUAAAAAGCUUGUAUAAAUUUCAAACUAUUUUAGGUUUUACUUCAAUAUAUAUAUUUUACUUAUUUAGGGGAAUAGUUUUUCAUAUUUCUUAUGGCUUUAAUUUGCUCAAGUUUUUCUAAUGGUUUACAAAGCCUUCUAACUAAUAUCUUGUUCUCUCAGUUAAGACACUUUUGGAAUCUUAUUAAGUUGUAGAAACUUUGCAGUCUGUUGUCCUGAUAAAGUUCACAAAAGAUUUUAAAACUGAAAAAACGUUUAGGUUACAAAUUUCUUAACUUUCAACAGUAAAACUGUAAUUCUUGGACAUGUUUCCUUGAUUUGGUAUUAUGCACAUAGCAUUGAUAGGGUUUAACAAUUUAUCUGUUAUACAUACUCACAAUGACAAACUACAAGAAAUAGUAAUAUGAAUGAUGUAGCACCUUUAUAAAUGACAAAUUACAAUAAUUCCAGGAUUAUUACUUUUUAGUUUUUUGGCAAGAUUUUGUAGAAGGAAGAAUAUUGUGGAGAUGACUUUCUCUUUCUUUUUUUUAAUUCUGUGAGUAGAUUUUUAUUGAAAAUAAAUACUGGUGCUACUGACUUUAUGGAGAAAACCCAAAAAUUAAUAUUUUUCUUUUUUCAGCUGUCCCAUAAGCUAGCAAGUUUACAUUUUGAAAUGCAAAACUACUGUUAACUAUAAAUUUGUUUAUUAUGAACUUUCUUGUUGACACUCAUAUAGCAUUAAGAUUCGUCACUCACGUGAAUAUUGUUUAUGAAGUAAAGUAAGUUUUUCAAAAAUUACUGGAAUGAGUUGGUUAAAUAAACUUAUAAAAGUAACUCGGAUACGUCACAAGUAUUUCGUAGUUGUGUGUUAAAAGAAAGUCAUCUACGUUUAGGUAUCUGUUAAGUAAUUUGGAUUAAAAUGUUCCUGACAACCUUUUAAACAGAAAUGAUGUAUGUGAAAGUUUUAUUGUGUAACUUGCUCUAUGGUAUCAUUUAUCUUAAAUUAAGAAUGUUUACUUUUUAUCACUGUAUCUUCAGAAAAUUAUCUAAUAAUUUCUUGGGUUAAGUUGAACUAUUGGAUUUUUGUACCUUGUUAUUAAGAUUUGUUUAACAAGUUUGCCUAAAUUAAGGUUAACAUUCUUAAUUGGUAUUUUUACUCAAAGUAAGAGUGAAGUCAAGUAAACGUGAGUUAUUCUGCAUUAUUUUGUGAACUUAAUAAAUAACAUGUAUUUUUCACUUUGGUGCACUUAGAUUCCUAUAAUUAUUUUUUCAACAUACCAGUAUUUUGUGGGUAAAAUUAUUGUUAUUGUGUUUAUAAUCAGACAGACAAUGUCUCAAUAAAAUCUUUAAUAAUAAUCCCAGGAUAUAUUGUAAGUCACAAGAUGACUGUUAACCAUGCAAAAUCUUCCACAUUUAUAUUUUGGCUGUAAUAAAGCUAUUCUUUCAGUUAGUAUUUCAUUAGUUCUGCUUUAGGAUUCUAAUUCUACAACAAAACUACUUAGUAGGUAUUUUAAAUACAUUGUUUUACCAUUUAGAAUUAUUACAAUAGUAACUUAAGUUUUAGAUUUUUAUUUUAUUUUCUUCUAUGCAGUUACUUAGAUGUAAAUGUUCAGGACUCUUGAAAACAAGUUAUAAAACAAAAGAUACAGUACCUUUCUAUCUAUAAUCUUAUACAAUUGACUUUUAAGCUACUGCUUUUUCUUAUCAGUUUAGACUAAUAAUUUUAGUUUCAAUUAUCAGACUACUUUACAUGACUGUGAUCUGUACAAAGUUUUUGAUAUUAUGAAAGCUACUAUAGUACUAUUUUUUUGUAUAGCCAGCUAUUCCUAACCAGGAUAAGUUCUUGAAGUACAUCUUUCUGUAUUAAAGCAAUGUUUUGUUUAAAGAAAAAAAACAUUUUACAUAGUUUAAAAUACAGUUAAGUAUUUUAAUUUUCUAAAAACAUAACUAAACCAUAAAAAAUCAGUGACAGUCACAGGAGAUAUUUUGUAAUUAAUGAAGUAAACAUAUUUUUAUAUUUUAGUUUAGAGGAUGUCUUUGUUUUUUCUGUUUUUGGGAGAAAGUUUUAGACAAAGGAUAAUAACUGCUGUGAAGUUUUCAAUAUUAAGUAAAUGAAUAACUGUUGUGUAGUUUCAGUACUAAUUUCAGAGGUGAAAGAAAUAAAACUGUUUUGUCAAUUACAUAAACUAAAAUAAAUUUUAAGCCAAAUAUGCCUAAAUGCACAAAUAGCUUAGGUAUUUUAUACCACUGGAAAGAUAUGUUGUUUUUGUUUUUAAUAGCAUAGAUAAGUAAAUAUGGUAUAUAAUGUAAAUAUUAAAAAUUAUAUUCUUUAGUUUCAGUUGGGCAUUUUAUGUAAACAUUGUGAAUAUGUACAUGUGUUGUAAUAUUAUUAAGUAGUUUAAUUUAAAAAACUUCUAGGCAAUCUGAAUACCAAGGAAAAUAAUGUCAGAGAUUGAAUAGUUGGAAAAUUUAAAAAUUAAUCUCAUUUUGCCAGAAUAUUUUAAAACAAUAAUUAAUAAUAUAAAAAUAUCCUGACUGUCAUUUUAUCAUAAAUUUAAAAAAUGUUAUAAAGUAGCUAAAUAUUAUAGUUGUAGAUGAGGGCAUUAAGCAUUUAAUUUGGCCAUAAGGUUGCAAACAUGUUCUUAAAACUGAAGCUUUAAUGUUAAAUAGAUUAGUAGUUUAAAAUCAACCUACAUAAGACACUAACAAAAGAAAUCUUUAUUGUUCUAAGAUUUGCUUCUUAGUGCAUAAUUCAAUCAUUCCAGUUUGCGAAACAAGCCAAAUAAAUGUGACAGUCUUUCAGAAGUAUGUCAGUUGAGAUAUUUGAUAUUUUGUCUGUUAUUUUACUUACAGCUUUUUGUGUCAUUUAAAAAAAAAAAUGAUUAGUGGCCUUUUUUUUCAUUAUUAAAACUAAAGAAAUUAGAACCAUACUUAGACAAACAUACACUUUGUUAUAACUAAACAUUUGUUGUUUUUUUUCUCACCUUAAAUGUGAACUGUGAGAAUCAUGGUUGUUUUGUGCUAGUAAUAUAAGAGAACAUUACAACUUGUUAAUUGGAAAGGAAGCCUUUCAACAAACUAAGCCUCUCUAUUUGCCAAGUUUAGAAUAAAAUAUUAAAUUUUCCAUAUUAACCCUUUUUUGCAAAUUAUUCUUAACUAUAUGAUUUGCUACUCAUAAAGAAUCCUAAUAUUAAACUUGGAUCACAAGAUGGUUGGAGAAAUAGUUUUAAAUUUGAGUUAUGCAACACUUGAUUUUUCAAAUGAAACAAAACCUUAACAUUUACUUGUUAUUACAUAAAAUACAUUAAAAAAUAUCAAACCUUUUUAUAUAUUUUUUGUGUCGUGUGUAUCUGCUAAUAAUUCAUUACACUAUUGCAAUUCAUAAUCUAGGGUUAGAUUUUGAAAUUUCUUAUAAGCAAAGAAAUUUGCCCAGCAAGUACGAUAAUUGUUUAAGAUAGUAAAUAUGUGUUUCUAUUAUUGAAGGCAAAUUAAUAAAGUUCAAUCUUAAAAAAAAUUCAAACACUUCUGUGAAUUUCUGUAUAAAACAGAUGAUUGCUAAAAUUUACAAUUUGCAUAAUUUACUUUAAACAGUUGAACAAAAAGCUCAUAAGUAAAUGCUGAUUUAUCAAAAUCUUCUUAUUUUAUAUCCCAAAAUUAUUAUUUCACAAUUAGGGUUUUAUAUUGUAAAACACUUUCCUUUAUCUUAAUAUAUGUAGUUACUCUGUCAGAAUAAAAAUUUAUUUGCUUUUCAUUCGGAUUAUGUGGGUUUUAAAACUUGUUUCCAUGUUUAAAAAAAUCCUCAUGUCUGUUUAAUUUUUGAGCUGUAAAUAAUAAUCAAUCAAUUUAUGUCAACUUGAUUACAGUGAACAUUUCAUUUAAAUUUGAUUUUAUAGUAGAAAAGUUUUGUCACAGCAUAAAAGGUUUUAAUUAAACAGUAUGUACAGAAGAUUGUGUCAGUAUAUUUUCAUUGGUGGUUUUUGUGAGUUUCAUAUAACACAUUCUUGCUAGAGAAAGCUUACGUGCUGGGUUAAAUUAUGAGAAAGAGUUUAGAACUAAUUUAAGAUCUUUGAUUUUAGUAUUUUUAAUGAGAAAAAAUUGUUUUUAAAUCUUUGUGUUCUUAAUUUACCUAUUAGUUACACGUACAUUAAUUAGAAGUUAAAUGAAGAUUGUUUCUUGUAAAAUAUGUCUUACAAUUUUGGAAAUCAUAAAACAGAAAGAACUUUUGUGUUCGGUAUGAUCAACAGUUUUAAUAUUUCCUUUUGGAGUUGGUGUAUCAUAUCAUGCUGAUAAUUUAUUUUAAAGUAGAUCCAAGUUUAGGUUUGAUUAAAAAAACAGUUAUUAUCUAUUAGCACUUUUAUUUUUAUUCUUAAUGGGAUAAAGUCAGUUGUUUUUAUUUUCAAAAUAUUAAGUCAGAAUAAAGCUCUUAAAUUACAUGGCACUAAUUACUGUUUAUAAAGAAGAGUUCCAUUUUUUUUACAGUUCAUUCCAAUUAUUCUGGUCUGUUACUCCUUUUUUGUAAUUCUUUUUAAAUGUAAAAAUUAUAUUUUGACUGGCAUACCAAUCAAUUGGGCUUGCUUAUUGGGGGAUAUCUCUAACCUUGCAUCAAGCACUAUGUGUAUCAAAUAAAAAUACUUUUUAAAAACAGCUUGGAAUCAGUUGACUACAUAUUUAGAUGAAUGAAUGAACUAAUCAUAUCCAUUUUAAAGGUAAGAACUUCCAAUGCAGUGUUUGAGCAGUUUAUUUUUAAACAAACUUGAACCA